AUGGCUGCCAUGUGCGACAAAAGUGACAAAGGGGGUGUGAUGGGCGACGGCGCUCCCAUCCAUCGCAUUCGCAUUACCCUCACCUCCAACGUCAAGUCACUGGAGAAGGUGUGCUCUGAGCUUGUGAAGGGAACAAAGGACAAGCAGUUGAAGGUUAAGGGACCAGUCCGUAUGCCCACCAAGACAUCGCGCAUCACCACCCGUAAGACUCCUGCGUUGAAGGUUCAAGACUUGGGAUCGUUUCAGAUGAGAAUCCAAAGCGUGUCAUUGAUCUCCUCCCCAUCAGAAGUGGUGAAGCAGAUUACCAGCAUUAACAUUGAACCUGAUGUGGAUGUUGAAGUAACCAUUGCAGAAUAAAUCUACCUGAAGAUUGUAGUACA
Homarus americanus (American lobster) is the source of this 380-nucleotide messenger RNA. RefSeq names its product 40S ribosomal protein S20-like. Gene Ontology annotation, biological process: translation. Gene Ontology annotation, molecular function: structural constituent of ribosome. Gene Ontology annotation, cellular component: ribosome; cytosolic small ribosomal subunit. The record is from RefSeq and is a predicted model, not a curated record. Lineage: Eukaryota; Metazoa; Arthropoda; Malacostraca; Decapoda; Nephropidae.